GUCCCGCCCACUCGUUGUUGGUCAUUUAUAGUCCAGCGUUAGCAUAAAACGGGACGAGAUCUUGGGCCAAGCCAACAGGUAAUUUUACACAAGUGAAUAAGCGUAAAACAUCCUGAUAAAUAAUUUGUAGCGUAAAACGUCUUGAGAAUAAUUUGUUGAUGUCCUGACUCUAGUGACUGCGGACUUGAUAGGUUUGACGAGACAUCGCCACACCUCCUCAGCAGUCUGCAUUGAAGUGUCAUUUAACGUUCAUAUUAAAAUUGACAUGCUACAUGUUGGAAAUAAUGUUACUGGAUUAAUCGAACUCCCAGUGUAUACUUAUGUCUAUGGCAUAGUUUUCUUACGAGUAUGCAAAAAUUUCAUGCAGUCGUAGAAAGCAUUAGUGUGGGGGGGGUAACAGUCGUUCUACUCGUGCACUGAUCUGCGUUCUAGCUGUUGGGGCUAUUUCAAAUAGUAUUUGUACACGUUUUGUCUUCACUCGUAGGACAUCUUUACAUAUUCCCCUGUGGUGUUUCACUUGUAUUUCUAAUACAGAUGUGGGAGUGCACAGUUUUUACCUCACUAGUGUCAUAUUUUUCUACAGUACUGUAGAAGCGGAAACACAUUACCAGUAAAGACAAAGUUGUUCUACUGAGUACUGAAUUCUCUUACUAGUGAGGACAAAGAAUGUAUGUACAAGGACAUGGACCUUAAACUGGAUAAAAAAAAGCUAUUAAAUAAAGGCUCAGAUGGGUUUCCAUACCUCAAGUGGUAUGGAAUUAGGGGGGGUUUGGUUUAUGAAGUUCACAGUAUGCACUGUUUUUACAAAUACUACACAAUGAAGUACGUGAUUUGCGCAGUGGCUUAAAAAUAUGUCUCCACGCUGCACAAGAUGGCACAAUAAAUUUCUGAUACUUAAUGUUUUUUAUUUGAUUGUUUUAGAUUUGUGGCCUGUGGCAAAUAUUUACAGUAAUUUGGACUUCACUGCAUUGGCGUAGGUUAAUAAUAGGCCAUUGUUGGAUUAAAGGCCGAUUUGUGUACAAAUUCAGCCAUAGCAACGGAAAUUUCAUUGUAAACCGAAGACCCCCAUUACAAUGAAAAAUACAGUAUAAGUGGCUCCAAAUUCUUCCUCUCUAUGGCUUACUUUGUGUGUUUCAUUCCUGAGCUCAUCGACCAGGUACCAUGGCUUCUGUUGGGGUCCCUUCUGGGACCUCCUAUUGGCCCAGCAGGGUGGAGCUGACCGUCUCCUGCGAGAACCUCAUGGACAUGGACGUCUUCUCGAAGUCUGACCCUUUGUGUGUCCUCUAUAUCAACGCGUCUGGCUCACAGUGGCACGAGUUAGGGCGCACAGAGAUGAUCCUAAACUGCUUGAAUCCAAAGUUUGCAAAGAAGUUUGUCAUCGACUAUUAUUUCGAGACUGUCCAGAGGGUCAAGUUUUGCGUGUAUGACAUAGACAACAACACAUAUGACCUGGAAGAUGAUGAUUUUCUCGGCGAGCUUGAAUGCACUCUCGGCCAGAUUGUUUCCAACAAGCAGAUGACGCGACCGUUAAUGUUGAAGAAUGGGAGACUUGCAGGUCGUGGUACAAUUACAAUUAGCGCUGAGGAAAUAUCAGAUACGAGGGUGGCAAAUUUUGAGGUGUCUGCUCGAAGGCUGGACAAAAAGUUUUUUUGGUGGUCGGACCCUUUUCUGGAGUUCUACAAGCAGACAGACACUGGAUGGCAGCUGUCUCACAGGACAGAGGUUAUACACAACAACCUCAACCCUACAUGGAGACCCUUUCGCAUCUUUUUGCGAUCACUCUGCGGAGGAGACGUUGAGAGAACUAUAAAGGUUGACUGUUAUGACCAUCAUGUCAAUGGCGCUCACCGCCUCAUUGGAAGUUUUAAAACCACCCUUGCCGAAAUGCAGACUGCAACACACGUCUCCCCUAUUGAGUUUGAGUGCAUAAACCCAAAAAAGCUGAAGAAGAAAGACUAUAAAACCUCUGGAGUCAUUUACAUUAAGAGCUGUCAGGUGGAGAAGGAAUACACCUUCUUGGAUUACAUCAUGGGAGGUUGCCAACUUAACUUCACUAUUGCCAUUGACUUCACUGGUUCUAAUGGUGAUCCCAAAUUACCCAAUUCCCUCCACUAUAUCAACCCUGAGGGCUAUAAUGAAUACCUGUCAGCAAUCUGGGCAGUGGGUAGUGUCAUCCAGGACUAUGACAGUAACAAGAAGUUUCCAGUUUUUGGGUUUGGAGCCCAGAUUCCUGCAGCUUGGAAGGUUUCCCACGAUUUCCCCGUCAAUUUUAAUCCAUCAAAUCCAUUCUGUGAUGGGAUUGAAGGUGUGAUGCGUGCCUAUCAGCAGUGUCUGCCCCAACUGAAGCUCUGGGGCCCCACCAACUUCUCCCCAAUUAUCAACCGCGUAGCCUGGAUUGCCAAGCAAGGUCUCUACCAGAAUACAGCUGCGCAAUACUUUGUGCUGCUCAUCAUCACAGAUGGCGUGAUCACAGACAUGGACUUGACACGCAAGGCAAUCGUUGAGGCCUCUCGCCUGCCUUUGUCCAUCAUCAUAGUGGGUGUUGGUGGCGCAGACUUCAGCGAAAUGGAGUUCCUGGACAGCGAUGACAAACCGCUGCUUUCGCCCAGCGGGGAAGCCGCUGCACGGGAUAUAGUCCAGUUUGUGCCUUUCAGACAUUUCCAUGGAAACAAUGUGGGGCUUACACACAGUGUCCUCGCAGAGCUGCCUGAGCAAGUGUCAUCCUUCUUUAAUUCUUAUAAGUUGAAACCUCCAAAUGUAUGUGGCUAGUAAAGGUGAUCUGAGAAUGGUGGGCAAAAAUGACCCCCAAAUGCCUUGUAGAAAAAUAUUUAUCUGCAUCUCCAUCAAUCUUGCGCCAUUUUAGCCUAUUGUCACUGCUUUUUGUUUCAAAUAUUUAAUUUGUUUUUAAUUUUAAAAAAAUAUCUCACUGGAGAGAUGUUUUUCUGAAGCCAUUAGACAUUGUUGUUGCAUGUGUAAGGAGUAGUUGUUGCAUGAUUUAACUCAUCACCCAAAUGUAUUUAUAACAAUGUGACAUAAUGUUGUCGACAAAACCGUCACUUUCACCAUAUGAAUUUCUUUUUACAGUAAAUAAAAGCCUAACAUAAAAAUGUUUUUUUUUAUUAUAUUGAGAUACAUUACAUUCCUCAACCCGCAAGCCCUAAAAAUUUGUUUGACAACUUUGAGUUUCAUUUUAGAAUGAAUGUUUUUCAUGGGAUAUCACAUAAUUAAAUACUCCCACAAUGAUGGGCCAUCAACUGCAAUUU
Messenger RNA from Syngnathoides biaculeatus (alligator pipefish), 3263 nucleotides. Its product is annotated as copine-3-like. Gene Ontology annotation, molecular function: calcium-dependent phospholipid binding; receptor tyrosine kinase binding. Lineage: Eukaryota; Metazoa; Chordata; Actinopteri; Syngnathiformes; Syngnathidae. Gene Ontology annotation, cellular component: plasma membrane. Gene Ontology annotation, biological process: cellular response to calcium ion; ERBB2 signaling pathway. The transcript has 15 exons. Bases 1162 to 2769 code for a protein of 535 amino acids. The record is from RefSeq and is a predicted model, not a curated record.